Messenger RNA from Linum trigynum, 6027 nucleotides. Lineage: Eukaryota; Viridiplantae; Streptophyta; Magnoliopsida; Malpighiales; Linaceae. The record is from the annotation of a GenBank genome assembly.
UUGAAGUUGUACCAUAACAUGAAAUGUACAAGUUUAGGUUGUACCAUAAAGGAAUUUGUAUCAUUAUGUUAUGGUACAACUUUACAACUUGAAGUUGUACCAUCACAUAAGGUACAAGUUUAAGUUGUACCAUAAAAGAAUUUGUACAAAAAGUAUAGGUACAAUCUGAAGUUGUACUAUAACAUUAAAUGUACAAUUUAAAGUUGUACCAUAAAAGUAAAAACCUAUGUAAAAUUUACAAUUCCUCCAAGAAGAGUGGUGGAAUACUGGAAUCUAUUGCCGGCGGUCGUCGCCUGUUCCUGGACUUGAUCGCAUCUUGAUCUUCCCUCAAGUCUCUGCAAAAUCUCUGCAACUGGUACGUAAUGUUACUGUAAUAUUAAACCACUACGGUUGACCUAAGCUCAAUUCUUUCCAAUUAGUCAUCCUUUGCCUAUGGUUUCGCAGCUGUGCAGUUAUAGUCUAUUGGUGCUAGAGAUAACUGACGACCGAAUCUGUUUUUGCAGUAUAAUAAUGGGAAACCAAACUCCUUCUGUCCCCAAAGUCUUCGCGCCUCCCUCACCAACCCCAACUCCUCGUCGUCGGUUUCUACCUCCUCCCUCCAUUUCCAAAAUUCGCAGAAUCAGCCGGUAUACGAAAACGUCUCUUUCUCUCCUCUGAAUUCUCGUCUUGCGCUGUAGCGGUCGCCUUCUGCGAAAACGCCUGUAAGACUCUCUCUCUCGCUAUCUCCUUACUUCUCUCUGCUCUAUGGUGUGUUUGUUAUACUGUAUUCAAUCCUUGUUUUCGCCCUCCGAUCCUUGAACUUAAUCGCUUUCGUGCUUUAACUAUUUCAAAUUCAUAAUUUCAGUUCUCGUUCUUCUUAUUCUACUUGCGACUUGCGAGUCCUUGAUUGUAUCAUGGCUGCCAGUUCGGGUUCGUUUUUUUUUUUUUGGGUAUUAAUCGAAAACCACUAGUUUUAGCUACCCUUAUUGGUUUGGAAUCGGUUUGCACUUAUCGGUUUUGGUUCAGAACGGAACACCUGCAAGACGCACGUACGUACCUGUUCUGUUUUCGAUUCUUUCAGCCGAAACCUAGAAGCCUCUUUAACGGCUCGAUUUUGGUUUUAAGGGCGAAUGUUUGUUUCGAGUUUUCAUAGCGAUUCGGUUAACCUUUUUGACUUUUGAGCUUGAGUCGUCACCAACAUUGUUCUUUCUUCAGCUACAGGUUCUCCUAUACAAAGAUGCGGUCGGCUGAUAGAAACAAUGGCUCCUCAACUAGUAUCGAUAAUGAUUGGUUUGAAAAAAACAAGAGACAAAAAUCAAAUAGUGUUGAUUAUGCCUCUUCACCACACUGGGAUGUUGCUGCUUCUGCUUCUGCUUCCCCCUCCGCAAAUUCUAGUCUCCAGUCCCCGCAAUGGGGAGAGUACGAGGUGUUUUUGAAUUACAGAGGCCAAGACACUCGUUAUCAGAUCACUGAUAUCUUGUAUCGCUUUCUCGUAAACUUGAAAAUUCGCACGUUCAAGGAUGACGAUGAGCUCCGUAACGGGGAAGGGAUAUGGCCCAAUCUUGCAAAGGCUAUCGAGCAAUCCAAGAUAUAUGUUACCAUCUUCUCUGAGAAUUAUGCUUAUAGCAAAUGGUGCCUCAGAGAGCUUGCUGCCAUUGUCAAACGUCUAGAGCAUGACAAGUGUUGCAUCAUUCUUCCCAUUUUUUACAUGGUGGAUCCGAAAGACGUCAGGAAUCAAAGUGGUCCAUAUCAGAAUGCAUUUGAUAAACACGGGAAGAAUUUUGACCAAGAGACAAUAGAGGUUUGGAAAGAUGCUCUGAAUAGGGUUGGAUCUCUGAAGGGAUGGCAUGCCGAAAGCAGUAACGAGCAGGGGGCUAUAGCAGAUCUUGUUACUGGCAUUGUGUUGUCACAUCUAAGUAAGAAAAAUAAUGUGUUAGAGAUUGAUAAGUUGAUUGGAAUUGAUGCCGACAUAAAAGCAGUAAAAGAAAUAAUGACACUAGGCUCCGGAGGUGUGUCAAUUGUCGGAAUUCAUGGUAUUGGUGGUAUUGGUAAGACCACUAUUGCCAAGGCGGUCUUUAACAAAGUAUCUGCUCAAUUUGAUCGUUGUAGCUUUGUGGAAAACGUACGAGAAAUGCUACAUAGUAAAGAUGGUGUUAUUACUUUGCAAAAGCAUUUAGUCUCAGACAUCUUGAGGAGGAAUUUUGUUGAGUCCAUUGCCAAUAUUAGUGAAGGUAUCAGAAUAAUAAGAGAUAGGAUUUCUCGUUUCAAAUGUCUCAUUGUUCUUGAUGAUGUAGACGAGAACUUUGAAUUUGAAGAGGUGUUAGGAAAAAUUGAGAAUUUUGUUUCGGGGAAUAGAUUUAUCAUGACUUCGAGAAACGUAAAAGUAUUAAGAAUAUGGACUGAAGAUUGCAAGUUGUAUAGAGUAGUAGAAAUGAGUCCUCAACACUCACUCCAACUCUUCUGCAAACAUGCUUUCAAAAUGGAUUGUCCUCCAUCAAGUUAUGAGAUUUUGUCAAAGGAUAUUGUCUCUGUUGCAGCAGGACUUCCAUUGACUCUUAAAGUUGUAGGGUCACUUUUAUUUAAAGAGGAGGAAGUGAUUUGGAAAGACAAAUUGAGAAGGCUAAAAGAAAUUCCUGAGGAGAAGGUUGUGGCAAGAUUAAAGAUAAGCUAUGAUGCAUUAAGUGAAGAUGCGAAGCGAAUCUUUUUAGAUAUUGCUUGCUUCUUCAUUGGAGAGGACAAAGAGAUGGCUUCUUAUAUGUGGAGUGAUUGUGGCUUGUUUCCAACGACUAAUAUCAAUAUUCUUAAUCAAAGGUCUAUGAUUGACAUUGUGUUCAAUGAUUAUCACAAUACACAUUCGUUCCGAAUGCAUGAUCAGCUCAGAGAUAUGGGUAGGGAAAUCGUAUGCCGAGAAAACAUAACGCGUCCAUGGAAGAGAAGUAGGAUAUGGUCAAGGGAGAACGCUUUGGAGAUGUUACGUAACGGAAAGGGAACAAAGCAGGUCGAGGGCAUUAGGCUACACUAUGGUUAUGACUUUGAGGGGGAGCUUGGGAGGAAAGAAUGUUUCAUGAAGUUGCCAGAGUUGAGAUACUUGGACAUGCAAGGUGUUAAAAUGCCCAUAGAUGACUUCAGUAAUCACGUUCCAAAUUUAAGAUGGCUUCGGCUGUCAAUUGGAGUUUUGUCUAUACCUAAGUUUAGUAUGGAAAAUUUGGUGAUUCUUGAACUCUUCACCUGGCUGGGAGAUGAGUCUGGAGCUUUGAAGCAUAUCAAGAUGGCGAGCAAGCUCAAAGUUUUUAAACUUUCGUGUGGUUCCUUGGACGAAUUGCCGGAGUUUUCUCGUUCCGGGAGUCUAGAGAUUUUAGAUGUGGAGACUAGCUUCUUCCGUCCACCAUGCUGGGCCCGUACGGACCUGGAUAUUGGGAAUCUGAGGAACCUAAAAGUCCUUCGUCUGAAGAAUUGUUGGGUAAUGAGAAAGAUUAGAGCUGGAGCCAUUGGGAUGAUACCAUUUGAGAACCUAAAAGUGUUGCAUCUGGAGGGUUGUUGGGUAACAGAGAUAACAGGUGGAACCGUUGGAAUGAUGCCAUUUGAGAACAUAAAAGUGCAGCAUCUGCUUCCAUCAUCUCUAACCACCCUCCUCAUUAUAGAUUGUCCAAAACUGGAGUGGCUCCCCAAUCUAGAGAAUCUGGAGAACUUGUCUUACUUAUCCAUCGUUGGCUGUCCCUUGCUCAGAGAGAUCCUAGGGCUUGGAGGGUUGAAAUCCUUGGAAGCUUUUAGUAUAAGUGAUCUGAAAGCUCUGUGCGAUAUGGAAGGUCUUGGCAGUCUCUAUUCUUUGAAAUCCUUGUCACUUAAAAACUGUGAUGCGUUGACAAGACUGCCCAGCAUGGCGUCUUUGAGCAAGUUACUCCAUUUAGACAUCUCUUCCUGCCCUUGUCUCACAAACAUCCAAGGCCUUGGAGGGCUGGAAUUGUUGCAAAUGCUUCACAUUCAUCGGGCAAUUAGUUUAAGCUGUCUUGUCGGAUUUGAAACUCUUCUGUCUCUGAACAAGUUAAAAGUUUUGAAGAUAAGUGACUGCCCUCUUCUCACAUUGCUAAAAUUCUAUGGCGUUGAUGAUGGAUGCCGAUCACAAGCAGCGGUACUCGACACUUUACAGGAGCUAGACAUCCAUGGAACAGCGCUGGUGCUGCAGAUAUUCUGUCGGAUGAUUCAGCUGUUAAUGUUCCCGAGUGUCACCGUGUUGAAACUAAGUGGUGUGAGAAUUGGUAGUGCUGACACGGGAGUAGAGCUGGAUGGGGUGGAGUCUAUGGAAGAGUUGGUUGACUUGCAAUUGUAUGACUUGGCCUCAAUAAGAAGAUUACCUUCCCUGUCAAAGCUGAGAAACUUGAAAAAUUUAAAGGUUGCCAAUGCUCCAAAUCUGCAAGAGAUUGCGGGUCUUGCUGGUUUGAAAUCCUUGGAAAGGCUAGAUCUCACCGGAUGCACAUCUUUGGAAAGAUUUCCGGCUGAUGAGCUAUCCGAUUUGCAGCAAUUGAAGACUGUGAUUGUCAGUGGUUGCACGAACUUAAUUGACCGAUCUGCUCUAAGAGAACUUGAGCCGAGUGUGAAGAUAUGGUGGUAACUGUGCCUCUGCUACUGAGGUAGUGUGAUAACAUCGAGUCUUCAUCCUAUUCCACGUUCUUAGAUACUGACUUUCCUCAUUCCAGGACUCUGGAGAACUUGAGUUUUCCAUGAAGUGAUGCCCUUCCUGACAGUCUGGCUUCUUUGAGCAAGUUACUUGGUUUAUAUAUCUCUCUGCUAUAGUCUUGCAGAAAUCCAAUGUUUUUGAGGGAUGAAAUAGUUGCAAAAACUCAACGUUUUGUGCAGAGUUUAACUUGUCUGCUCAGUUUUGAAAUUCUGUCUUUUAACAAGUUAGAAAUGUUAGGAACAAUAAACUGCCCGCUUCUCACAUCAUUACCAUUCCAUGACCUUGACGAUGAAUGUCGAUGAGAUGCUGCGGUACUCUACUCUCUACGAUAUGAUCUUUGUAUCAAGAAGCGGCGCCUUCUGCAGAUUUACUGUGGUAUGAUUUAGCUGUUAAUGUUCUCCCGUCUCAGUGUAUUUCAUCUUAGUGAUUCGGGGAUUGCUGAGGCCCACAUGACAUGGAACCAAGGCUGGAUUGGCUCGAGUCUAUGGAGGAGUUGGUUCAACUGGCUAUGGAUUGCCUGUGCUCAAUAAAGGAGUCUACCCUCCCUGUCAAAGCUGCAAAACUUGAAAGUGUUAACUGCCACUGGGACUCCAAAUCUGUGGGAAGAUUGAGGGCCUCCUGGUUUCAAAUCCAAGGAAGAGCUAGAUUUCUCUCACUGCACAUCUUCAGAAAGAUUCAUGGCGCAGACGAGCCAUCUGGUUUGAAGAGUUGAGAAGCAUAAACAUUUGUGGUUGCACAAGGUUCAAUAUGUAGAGAUGAUCUGUUAGCUGUGAUGAAGGUGUUAGUACUUAGUAGUGUAGGAGUGGAAUUUGUCAAUCUGUGAUGGUCACAUCUUAAAUCAAGAAUGGGUGGGUCCCAUAACUAGUUCACAGAUCUCAUGCUGUGACUUUUGAGUUUUGAGCAACCAGGAAAGAUUCAAGGCACUGGUGUAUUAAUGAUACAUUGCCUCUUAUUCAAAUCCACGCCUGUCUAAUCAGUUUCUUUCUUUAAACAUGUCUGAGAUUUGCUGCAAUGUUUACAUUUCUGUAGGUACUGAUUGCAUAGGUUCUAUCUACCUAUGAUCCCUCUCUUAGUCGAAACAACGUAUCUUCCAAACAGCCAAAGACAUUCGGCCUGAUCCUUUCACCAGUCUCGACUAUCAAGGCUACCUGAGAUCGGUGAUAAGCUUGUUGCCGUCCUUAGCUGUGCAUUUUAAUGUUGAACUCUUGUGUCAACAGCAGGAUUCUAUCCCUCUUCUGCCUGUGCCCCUAAUUUCUCAGUAUGAGAGUGCCACUGUGACUGUGAGGAAGUAUCUGAGAAGAUGAGGAAAACAGAUGCAUUGACCAACUGUCUAGCUACGUGGGCUAAGCCCAAAAGAAAACAGACAAGCAAUG